Venturia canescens is the source of this 2837-nucleotide messenger RNA. It is a transcript of the gene Prp40, whose product is annotated as pre-mRNA processing factor 40. The coding region runs from base 170 to 2683 and encodes 837 amino acids. NCBI's taxonomy places the organism in Eukaryota, Metazoa, Arthropoda, Insecta, Hymenoptera, Ichneumonidae. Gene Ontology annotation, cellular component: U1 snRNP; U2-type prespliceosome. The transcript is spliced from 9 exons. Gene Ontology annotation, biological process: mRNA cis splicing, via spliceosome. The record is from RefSeq and is a predicted model, not a curated record. Gene Ontology annotation, molecular function: protein binding; RNA binding.
AUUUCAUUUUUUCGUACUCCGACAUGAUAUUGAGGUUACGUAGUUGAUGAUUAACAACAUCAACAAGCGGUCUCAACAUUCAUUAUAUACCAUUUCUCAUUUUUGUUAAACUAAACAAAGUUUAAUGAAUGCUUUCUCACGUCAAUAGAGUCAUCUACCGACCAACAUAAUGGCGUCGAACGAUGGAAUCCCACCACCUACCAUGCCUGGAUUUCCACCUGCAGGAUCAAGCUUGCCAUCGGGAUUUGUCCCUUCUAUGAUGCCAACUCCACCUUUUAUAUCUGCUCCGGUUAUUCCACCGGGACCCCCAGGAAUCAUGCCUCCUCAGUUUACCAUUCCACCCCCUGGAUUUGGAUUUCCAAUUGCUGGCCCACCAUCUACGGAACCUGGUGUUAUAGCAGCCGCUGCACCUCAAAUAGCAACUACUGUUGUACCUCCGCCAGCUCCUUCAGCGAGUGAUAUAGCAUUAGUUGAUGGGUCUUCAUCGUCAGACACGAAAAAGACUGAAUGGACGGAACACAAAGCCCCAGACGGUCGUACGUAUUAUUAUAAUGCAGCAACGAAACAAUCUCUGUGGGAAAAACCAGAUGAACUCAAAACACCGACUGAAUUGCUUCUGUCUCAAUGUUCCUGGAAGGAAUACAAAUCUGAAAAUGGAAAAGUAUAUUAUCACAACGUUAAUACAAAAGAAUCGAGGUGGACGGUACCAAGUGAGCUGGAAGAACUUAAGAAUCGGAUCAUAGCGGAGGAAGCGGCAGCUGCAGCCGCUGUCGCUGUUGCUAGUGCAACAAACACAGGCUCAGUAGCUGUAACGAUUCAACAUCUAUCUCCAAAUCUUAACCCAUCGAUACCUCCUGCUGGCACUCCCGAAAUAAGUGGGAAAUCAGCUAUAGAACAGGCAAUGGCCGCGACACUAGCAGCAAUUAACAUUCCUACACCACCGGCCAAACACGAUGAGGAUAGUAACUCAACAAGAGACUCUGCUAAUGGCAGUCGAACCAGCACGCCCGAACCAAAGAUGCAGUUCAAGGACAAAAAAGAAGCAAUUGAAGCUUUCAAGGAUUUACUGAAAGAGCGAGAUGUUCCUUCGAACGCAACAUGGGAACAAGCUGUCAAAAUGAUUCAGAAUGAUCCACGAUAUCCUUCAAUGAAAAAACUGAACGAGCGGAAACAGGCGUUCAAUGCUUAUAAAACUCAAAGACUCAAAGAAGAACGUGAACAGGAAAGACUCAGAGUAAAAAAAGCAAAAGAAGACUUGGAACAAUUUCUUUUGGAUCACGAUAAAAUGACGAGCACCACCAAAUACUACAAGUGCGAAGAAAUGUAUGGAAAUCUUGAAGUUUGGCGUUCUGUUGGCGACUCCGAUCGUCGAGACAUCUACGAAGAUGUCGUUUUUAAUCUGGCCAAACGAGAAAAAGAAGACGCAAAACAGUUGAAAAAGAGAAACACCAAAAGACUUGCUCAAGUUUUAGAUACUAUGACUGAAGUCAAUCAUCGAACGACGUGGCAGGAAGCACAGGCUGCCCUGUUGCAACACUCAGCCUUCGGUGAAGAUGCUGAUCUUCUAGAAAUGGACAAGGAGGAUGCACUCCUCGUUUUUGAAAACCAUAUAAGGCAGUUGGAAAAAGACGAAGAAGAAGAGAAAGAACGAGAAAAAAAGAGGAAAAAGCGACAAGAGAGAAAAAAUCGUGACGGCUUCAUUAGCCUAUUAGACGAACUGCAUGAGCAAGGAAAACUAACUUCUAUGUCUCUUUGGGUCGAACUCUAUCCGAUGCUCUCAGCAGACUUGCGCUUCUCAGCGAUGUUGGGUCAGCCCGGUUCAACGCCACUUGAUCUGUUCAAGUUUUACGUAGAAGAUCUUAAAUCCCGUUUCCACGAUGAAAAGAAGAUAAUUCGAGAAAUAUUAAAAGACAAAAAUUUCGAAGUUCAGGUCAACACGAGUUUCGAAGAAUUUGCAACAGUAGUUUGUGAGGAUCGAAAAUCCGCUACACUAGAUGCUGGAAAUGUAAAACUCACGUACAACUUAUUAUUAGAAAAAGCCGAAGCUCGAGAAAAAGAACGGGUAAAGGAAGAAACGCGUAAAUUCAAAAAACUGGAAAUCGGGUUCAAGACUUUACUGAAGAAUCUUGAAGUCGAUUAUCAAAUGUCAUGGGAAGAAACGAGAGCGAAGAUAGCAGAUGAAGUUGACUUUGAGGCAAUUACUCUCGAAAGUGAAAGAGUCCGAAUAUUCAAAGAAUAUCAGCACGAACUCGAAGAAAGCUGCAGUCACCAUCAUAUACGUAGCAAGAAGAAGAAAACUAAAAAACCGAAGAGAAAAUCACGAUCGCGUUCCCACAGCGAGUCUGAGGGUAGUGAGAAGGGAAUGAAGAAAAAACGACACAAAUCGAGGUCUCCUAGCAUCCCAAGUAAAUCAGAUAGUUCGGAAUCUGAUUGCAGAAAAUCUAAAAGAAAGAAGAUGAAGAAAAAACGAGGACGAAGUCAUUCGCGAUCACACUCGAGAUUACCGUCGUCGGAGGAAUCGCCGGAACGCAGAAAAAAAGAGGAAAAGUACCGACGACUCUCAGGUCACAGUGAAAGCGGACCAAUCGACAAUCACGAGCAUCAUGAACUUUCUGAAGAUGAGCUUGAAAAACAGAGAGAUCAAUUGUUGCGUGAAUUACAAAUGCAACAAGAAGAUAAUUGAAUUAUUGCCGAUUGUAUUCUUCCUCCAGUAAUAUUACAGCUAUUCUUACUCGUAUCCAAGGCACAAUGUGUCCUGGAAAUAAAGAAGGAAUUUUUAAAUAUUCAGAAUCGGAAAGCAUUCUCAACAAUAAAUCGAUCAUGUCGAAUAAAGGAAA